AUGUUUCAAACUUUCAGUGGUAGCUCUCGUCGCCCGCGGCAGGUCAACCUCUCGGGCCAGAACUUGAACCCCUUUGCUACGACUCCAACACCUUGGGCAACUCCGGUAUCUGGGAGCCAGAUCAUUGUUGCUAAUGCCCAACAAAAGCGAUUGAAACGGCAGCAAGAGCGAGAGCGACUUAGGUCUGCUAUAAGGAUACAAAGAGUAUGGAGAGGAUAUAGGUCAAGGCGGGAGAUGGAAGACCUGAGGCGGAAAGAAUGGGAUGACCUGGAGCUCAAUCAAGGGGGGCUUGAUUUGGAAUCACGUUUGUUGGCUCAGAUAAAACUUUUGGUCUCUUUUUACAGGCAAACGAGAAAAGAUGACCUAGAAAGGAUAAAAAGACUGAGCUCUAACGUAGUUACAAGCGGGCUUGCAACCUGCAUGACUGCUGACCGAGCAGAUCACUUAAUUUUACCACUGGCAUUUAAUUUAGUUGAGGCGCUUAAUACUUCCCUACCAGAAUACCAACAUGAUUUGUUUCAGUUGCUCAUUUCAAUAUUAGAACAUCGUCCUAGUAUAUUCACGCGAAUAUUACAGGAAUUCUUUACUCUUCUCUCAGCUAUGUCCAAGGAUAGGUUAUUUAUCGACAAUACAAGCAGUUUUCAGACAGCAUUGAAACUUGCUCUAACUCAGUGCUCAAACUUAGAGGAUAACUGUAUGAUGAAGAUAUAUGAGUCGUUUGCAGUUUACUACUUGACUACCCCCGAAUUGCCAAGCCUUAUAAACCGAUUCGACGAAAUUUCCUCUUUCAUUGAUAUUAAUCUCCUUUCUACUACUUUAGCUUAUCUGUUCUCCACAGGCAACGCGAGUACAGUAGAUGACGAAGGAAAGAUAUGGCUACUUGCUUAUUUUAUCUCAUUCAAUCGAUUCCAUAAGCAGACUACAAAUAACCAGAAGUUUUUGAGAGCUCUUUCAGUGCAACUAUCCGAAUCUUUUGAUGAAAUAAUUUGUAGAAUUGACCAUCAAAAUGAUGAUAUCUUGAACGAGUUGAGAUACACUGAUGAUAAUGCUAAACAUGCAAAACCUUUGCCCGAAUUUAUUUUAGAUGAGUUGAACUCCUUAAUCACGCAGGAAAGUGUUACUGCAUUGAUUACUAACCUUGAAAUUGAUCACCUAACAUCUUCCCAAAUCACAGGGAAACGCUUGCACUUAACUACCAAUUAUGCACUCACACUCCUACGAAUUUUUCCCCGACGUGGAGAUGAAAUUAGGAUGUGGCUUUAUCUCGCUUCAGUAACGACGCCAAACGGUGACUCAGUUCCUACUUCAAGUUUCCUAUGGCAUGCUACACGUGCAACCUACAUGUUCUCAGCCAUAAGUUUUGAAUCAAGAACCGCACUACCUAUUUUACGCUGUGCCAUCCAAGAGAACUCAGAAGUCUCAAAAGAUCACUCGGAAGAUCAAGAUUUGUCCAUAAUACUUCUUUUUCUCGAGAUUUAUCUAUUCACAUUAAGGUUUAUUGAUGAUGAAGAGUUCUUGAGUUUAAAUGUUCCUCAUAUGGACCUAGGAAGCAACACAGUGUCUCGUCCUCGUCAAUGUGCUCUGUCCAUCAAUGAUUUAAAGAAUUUAACGUCAUUUCUCAAAAAUUUAGCCUUUGCUAUCUACUACCAAGGUCAUGAACUUCUAGACGACAGUGCGAGCUUGAAUGAAAAUUGUGUUGGAACCUUCUUCGGAAAUCAUACAGCCGUAUCAAAUCAUCAACUGAAAUAUCCUGGUCUAGCCGGGAAUAAUGCAAGCAGCCGGCCUUUUUACGGGAUAUUGGGAGUUAGUAUCAACUACGUUAAAGUAAUAGUUACUAGAACCAUGCACACAAUCUAUGAAAGAGAUUCAAGAAGGAAUUUUCUUCCGAAGGAUCAUUGGUUAAUGACGGCUCAGUUCGAGAUGGGGGGUUUUAUACCAGCAGUAGUUGUAGAAGAAGAGAGACUGCACGAUCUUAGUGGGGAUAGUGACGAUGGUAUGGAAAGUAACGAAAAUCUAAAUUUUUUUGAAAGCAGAUCCACAUCUCAAUUUAUCGGAACAAUAAGACCACGACAAGCGCUUCAGGAUGAAAACUUGCGAGGUGUGCCUCAUUCAAUUAUCCAGCCAAAAUUUACGGCUGGUGUAGGGCCCCGUCUUAAUGUUCUCCAAAAUAUGCCUUUCGUUAUUCCGUUUGAGACCCGUGUCAAGAUUUUUCGACAAUUUGUUCUGCUCGAUCAGACAAGAAGGAGAGGUGGCUAUGUAGAUCCGGAUAUCUGGCGUGUCUCAAUUCUUCAGCAUCCAUUAAAUCAACGGAAUAAUACAAGCUCCUCUCAUGAUAUUCUCGGACGCCAUCAUGCAAAAAUAAGGCGCAGCAACGUAUUUGAGGAUGCUUAUCAUCAAUUUUACGGUCUUGGUGAAGGAAUAAAGGAGCCAAUUCAGAUUACUUUUGUAGACCAGUUUGAUGCAGCUGAGGCUGGCAUAGAUGGUGGAGGAGUAACGAAAGAGUUCCUGACAAGUAUCAGCAAUGAAGCAUUCUGCUUGAAGAAUGACCCUAAGCUAUUUAUCACAAAUGACCAAAACCUCUUGUAUCCGAAUCCCUCUGUUCUAGAUGAGGAAAGAGAAUCCUUGCGGCUUGAAGGAUACCAGGAAUCAUCCCUGCAUUGGAAUUUGAGGAUUAUUGAAAUCCUGCGUCAAUUUGUCUUCUUAGGUCGUAUUGUGGGGAAGUGUUUAUAUGAGGGUAUUCUUAUUGAUAUAGAGUUUGCCGGCUUUUUCCUUCUGAAGUGGGCUACUUCGGGACUGAUGGGAUCAGACUUUGGGUAUCGGGCUAAUAUCGACCACCUUAGAGAUCUCGACGAAAGCUUACACCAGGGCCUACUGAAGCUUAAAAAUUAUCAUGGCAACGUGGAAGAUUUUUUUCUAGACUUCACGAUUACAGAUUCAAUCACACUGAAAAAUGGAGUCAAUAAAACAAUUACGAGAGAACUAAUACCUAAUGGCUCACAAGUACCUGUAAAUAAUGAAAAUAGACCCCUCUACGUGUCUUAUGUAGCACGUCACCGACUUCAAAUACAGCCCCAUCAGCAAACACAAGCAUUUUUAAAAGGGUUGACUGACGUAAUAAAUCCAACCUGGAUAUCAAUGUUCAAUCAAUCUGAGCUACAGAGACUUGUUAGUGGCGAUUCUUCAGAAAUUGAUAUUGAUGAUCUCCGGAGAAAUACCGUGUACAGUGGUGCAUAUCAAAUCGGGGAUGAUGGUGAAGAGCACGAUACUAUUAAAAUUUUUUGGAAAGUUUUCAAAUCCCUUGAUGACUCAGAUCGUCGGAAAGUGUUGAAGUAUGUUACUUCAACACCCCGCGCCCCGCUACUUGGUUUCUCUCAACUAAAUCCCCUAUUCACCAUUCGAGAUUCGGGUAAUGAUGAAGAGAGGCUCCCAAGCACGAGUACAUGCGUAAACCUGUUGAAACUACCCAGAUACGCAAACGAAUGUAAUUUGAAAGAGAAAUUGCUCUAUGCGGUCCAUUCGGGUGCAGGAUUUGAUCUCAGUUAG
Blumeria graminis f. sp. triticale is the source of this 3543-nucleotide messenger RNA. NCBI's taxonomy places the organism in Eukaryota, Fungi, Ascomycota, Leotiomycetes, Helotiales, Erysiphaceae. The record is from the annotation of a GenBank genome assembly.